UACAAAAGCUAUCGUACAACAAGUUAGUUGUCAUUCCUGCACGCCUUUGCGAACAGUGGGCGUCUUCGAGCUUCUGUCUUCUUGGCAAAAAGACAGUUCUUGAUCCACAUAAGCUUGCAUGCAGCCGCUUGUAAUGGGAAGUGAAGAUGGUAAUUGAACGUGUGCAACCAAGCAUCUUGCUAAUUUUCUGCUGCCUAGCAUGCUGCCAUGCCAUAGACCAGUUGAGUGGAUGCGACAAAGCUGUCUCGAGUGAUGACCUGACAAAUAGAGUGACGAAGAAAGCUGGCUUGCAGUUCGUGGAAGAUUUGAUCACACGAUCAAAAGCUCUGAAGUCGGGUGACGGUCCCCCAUCAUGUGCCUCGUUCACUUUCCCCAGCUUCAACAUCAACGUCAAAGAAUUUGAGCAUCAUGCCAGGUUGGUGGCGAGAAAUGGCCAGAUCCUGUCUGAUUUGCUUAGCAGUAUCCCGUCGAGCACUGUUGGAAAUUUCAAGCCAGUCACUGGGAGGAACGCUCUAGCCGAUUUGCUGAAUAGUACGUGUGCGACAGAAGCAAACCCCUACGACGGGGGAAAUCCAGUACUCGGUAGCCUUACUUUAUCCACUCUGGUGUCCAGCAAGGAGUUGUUUGCGGCUGGAUCGUGUAUGGGUCAUCAGACAGGUGGAUCUGCUAUCUGCCAAUAUCGCUACAGGCCCGUUACCGCGAAGAAUGUGGAGGUCACAUCCCUCGACUUUGGCCGAUUUCCUGUGGUGACAGAGAAGUGGUUCACGCUUCCCCAAGCGAAACUUGAGGCAGUGAACCGUACGUGGGUUGAAACAGGAUCACUACAUGGCUCACCAAUUCCUGCUUCUGUGGAAAGAACCACUUUGGGCUCUCGUUCCACCAGUCGAGUGGCUGUUGGCUACUCCGAGGGGUUGUGGACGAAUCCAUACUUUGACUGCUUCCUUGGUUUCAUUUGGAUGAUCACGUAUUCAACGCCUAUAUUUCAUGUAACAGAUAACAACCAACUGCAGUAUGCUGGCAUGACAGCAGUUGAUAUCAACCUUUCGGAUAUCGACGUUGAUGAAUGCUCACCCAACGCUGAUGACCCACACUCAGCCUUCGAUGCAUUCCGUAACACUCACCUUUGCGAGCCCGAGUCUACAGAGUGCAAGCACAUCCCUAAUCGCGGCUUUGCAUUCGGCACCUACAAGUGCCAAUGUCGCAAAGGAUUCUACCGUCGGGACGCUAAUGGUAGCGACUUGAAAACGUCUGAGCAGUACUACAGUGGCACGGAUAUUGAGACGGCAACGCACUCUAUUCGCAACACAACCAACUGCAGCUGCACAGCUCCAGAGAAGUGUGAAACAGAGACCACUGCAAUUCGUGCUGUGCUGGAAUCAGAGUACUCGUGCAAGCGCUGCCCAGAAGGCUGCGAUGAAUGUGUUAAUGGCCGUGAGGUUUGUACAAUACAGGCCCAGGCCGGCAUGAUUGGUGGCCUGUCAGCUAUCAACAUCAUUGCCAUGAUCAUGUGCAUUGUGCUGAUUGCCGUUGUCGUCGUGUUCCGCGGAACACACACCAUCCGCUCAGCUAGCUGGCCGUUCCUGAUCACCACCUUACUCGGAGCUGUACUGGCCUUGAUCGGAAUCAUGCCCGAUGCAUUCGCUGGUGCCUUGGCAGACCUGAAUGUGUCCGCUUCAAGCUGUGUCGUCUCAGUAUGGCUGUACUAUCUCGGUUUUUCACUGACCUAUGGCAGUAUCCUGGUGAAGACCUGGCGCUUGCAUCAGAUCUUCUCAACACGCCGCUUCCGUGGCAAGGGACGCAGCCGCCUUAGCAACACCGACCUCGCCUACAUGCUGUCGGCCAUCGUGUUCGCCUGCAUCAUUCUGCUUCUAUUCUGGACGAUCGGCAUUCCGCCGAAGCCGCAGCAGUUUGAGAAUGCGUCGAACCUCAAGUACCACCUGUGCGCCAGGUCAUUCUUUGAUGACAUCAUGGAAGCUAUCACUCUGUUGUUCCUCUGUCCUGUGGUCUACCUCAGCUUCCAGCUACGCAACGUGAGUGACGCCUUCUCCGAGGCCAAGGAGAUCCAGCUGUCUGUGUAUAUCUACCUGGUUGUCAAGAUCAUCUCCCUCAUAGCAAAGCACGUCUUCACGCUGACGCCGGACCUCUCGUAUCUGGUGCGCUUCCUCGAAGUUCAUUUCUCAUUUACCUUGCUCGCUGUCAUUUUCUUUGCGCGCAAGCUGCCGAAGCUGACAGCCAGCACAGUUGAACCCACCGCAUCUGCCUUUGUCAUCAACAAGAAGAAGAACUCCCUGGUCGCGCAAGAUACGAAAACAGUGAUACAUCUGGAUGAUGCACAUCGGCGCAUGAGUGACGGCUCGAUAGAUGGCAUCUCGGCGAGCGACAUCGCCCAGGCCCAGGCGAAGGGGCCGCAGAGCAAAGGUCCUGGCGCCGAUCCCGAGAAUGUAUCCUAUCUGCCGCCAGUCUCCGAGGUUGCCGGUAGCAACGGCAGCGGGAGCGGUACUGGCGACAGUGGCAUUGAAGUUGCCGUGGUGACCACUUUUGCGCAGACAAAUCAGGCAGUAGAGUAGUGAAUGCGAUAUCGAUUAUUCACUGCAAAACGCCAGACAACACUAUGACUUAUAAUUAGCAGAACGUUUUAAUUUACAGCACUCCAAUCAAGGACAGCAUGGUAAUAGUAUCUCAUGCAGGCUCCUUGAUUCACCAUCGUUUCUCUAGAAUAUCAUUUGGAAACAGUUGGAUCCGGACUGUGCAUGCGUGCGUGCUUCCUGCAGUGCUUGCGAGUGUGUGGGUAUGGGUGUGCGUGUUUGUGUGUGUGUGUGUGUGUGUGUGUGUGAGCGUGCGUGUUUGUCCAGCUGUUUGUUCUUUACAUGCGCCCCGGCUAUUCUAAACAUGAUGUAUUGUUUAAUACACAGGGCGGAGAUCCCGCUGCUAGACCACAUUCCUCGAUCUGGGAAUACCGAAAAUGAAUAAGGAAAUAUGUUUACGUA
Sycon ciliatum is the source of this 2987-nucleotide messenger RNA. RefSeq lists its product as uncharacterized. The record is from RefSeq and is a predicted model, not a curated record. Gene Ontology annotation, cellular component: membrane. Gene Ontology annotation, molecular function: G protein-coupled receptor activity. NCBI's taxonomy places the organism in Eukaryota, Metazoa, Porifera, Calcarea, Leucosolenida, Sycettidae. The transcript has a single exon. Gene Ontology annotation, biological process: G protein-coupled receptor signaling pathway. Bases 147 to 2567 code for a protein of 806 amino acids.